CAGCCAGUCGUGUGAUGGGUUUAGGCCCAUCUCAGUGCCGGCUGAUCCUAGGCAACUGUUAGGGCUCCCCAGGGCCAGGCUCCCUGCCCUCGCAGCCCCUAUGCCUGUGCCACCCCCCACUUUACUGGCCUUUUCCUUCCCAGGUGGCUUCUACAUGCUCCUGGACCCCAAGAAUGCAAAACCAAGGCAGAGAUCUGCCCUCCUGAGCCCUCUGAUCCAGUCCUCCGGCUGCCUGAGCCUGUCCUUUCACUACACCCUACAUGGCCAGUCUCCUGGUGCAGCCCUCAUGGUCUAUGCUUCUGUCUUGGGCAGCAUCCGGAAACACACACUCUUCUCAGGACAACCCGGACCCAACUGGCAGCCUGUUUCUGUCAAUUACACAGGCCAGGGACAGAUUCAGUUCACCGUGGUGGGCGUGUUUGGAAAGAUCCCAGAGCCAGUGGUGGCGGUGGAUGCAAUCAGCAUUGCUCCCUGCGGGGAGAGCUUUCCUCAGUGUGACUUUGAAGAUGAGGCCCAUCCCUUCUGUGACUGGGUCCAGGCAUUGCAGGAUGGCGGACACUGGACCCAGGGAAGUAAAAAUACGCUCAUCCAGGGUACAGGCCCCUUGGGAGUCUCCCUUAAUGGAGAGGGUCACUUUGUCUACCUUGAGGCUGACAAGUUCUCCCAGGCAGGCCAGUCUUUCCGACUGGCGAGCCGGACCUUCUGUGCCCCGGGUGUGAUCUGUGUGGAGUUUACCUACCACAUGUACGGCCUCGGAAACGGCACGAAACUCAGGCUUCUGUUGGGGAGCCCUGCGGACAGUUCCCCAACUUCUCUCUGGGAACGAGUUGGGUCUCAAAGCGCUGACUGGCUGAACGACUCCAUCACCGUCCCUUCGGGACGUCAACAGCCCAUGCAGCUGAUGUUUGAGGCCGAGAGGGGCACCAGCACCGCCUUCGUUGUUGCUCUGGAUUUCAUCUUGAUCAGUCACGGGACCUGUCAAGGAUCUGCGUCAGUAGCGCCUCCUUCCAAACCUCCUGUUACCCGCACUGGCCCUCCUGAAACCCCUGUCCGCACAGAGAAACCUGUGGCCCCUGAGGAAACACCCACCGUCCCCACUGAAAUAUCCACUGUCCCCACAGAGAAGCCUGUGGCCCGCACAGAAAAACCGACUGUCCCUAGUGAAAUAUCCACGGUCCCCACAGAAAAACCCACGGUCCCCACCGAAAGGACCACCAUCCCCACAGAAAAACCCACGGUCCCCACCGAAAAGACCACCAUCCCCACAGAAAAACCCACGGUCCCCACCGAAAGGACCACCAUCCCCACGGAAAAACCCACGGUCCCCACCGAAAGGACCACCAUCCCCACUGAAAGGACCACCAUCCCCACGGAAAAACCCACGGUCCCCAGUGAAAGGCCCACAGUUCCCACGACACCCCAGCCCAGCCCAACUCUUGUACCCACCUGGCCAGCAGCUUUCGUGAUGCCAAGUACCUCCAUGACCACUGUGACCCAGGCCACCACUGCAACCCCGAGACCUACUCCAGUGAGCUGCCCGCCGAACGCCCACUACGAGCACUGCGCCUGCCCGGCAUCCUGCCAGAGCCCCACGCCCAACUGUGGGCUCCUUUGCAAGCCCGGCUGUGUCUGCGAGCCUGGCUUUCUGUUCAGCGACUCCCGCUGCAUCAAUGCCUCUUCCUGCAAUUGCUUCUACAACGACAAUUACUAUAAGCCAGGGACAGCGUGGUUCAGCCCCAGCUGCACAGAACGUUGCCGCUGCCAGCCUGGCAGUCGGACGGAGUGCCAGCCCUAUCAGUGCGGGACACGUACAGCGUGCCAGCUGAAGAAUGGCCAGUACGGAUGCCACCCCUAUGGCACUGCCACCUGCUUCAUCUAUGGAGACCCUCAUUACUUCACUUUCGACGGGAGGCACUUUACCUUCAUGGGCAAGUGCACCUACAUCCUGGCCCAACCCUGUGGCAACUCGACAGAGCCAUUCUUCAGGCUGACGGUGAAGAACGAGGAGCGAGGACAGGAGGGCGUGUCCUGCCUGAGCAAGGUCUACGUGACUCUGCCCGAAACCACCAUCACCCUGCUCAAGGGCAGACACACGCUGGUUGGGGGUCAGCGGGUCACCCUCCCAGCCAUACCUUCUAAAGGCAUCUUCCUGACUCCAAGUGGGCGAUUUGUGCAGCUGCAGACGGCAUUCGGGCUGCGGGUGAGAUGGGAUGGUGACCAGCAGCUGUCUGUGAGCGUGCCCAGCACCUACUCCAGCAAACUCUGCGGUUUCUGUGGCAACUAUGAUGGCGACAGUAGCAACGACAACCGGAAGCCGGAUGGCAGACCAGCGCGAGACGAGACGGAGCUGGGUAGCAGCUGGCAGGCCUCGGAGGAUGAGGACCAGGAGUGCCAGGAAAAGCAGGCAUCUCCCCCACCUUGCGACACUGCCUUGCAGAACACUGUGUCGGGGCCAGAGUUCUGUGGACGGCUCACGGUCGCUCACGGAGCUUUUGAGGCCUGCCUGCCUCACCUCAGGGCCUCUUCCUUCUUCGACAACUGCGUGUUUGACAUGUGUAAUUUCCAGGGGCUACAGCAGAUGCUGUGUGCCCACAUGUCGGCCUUGACUGAGACCUGCCAGGAUGCCGGCUACGUGGUGAAGCCCUGGAGAGGACCCCAGUUCUGCCCGCUGGCCUGUCCCCCCAACAGCAGGUACACCCUGUGUGCCAAGCUGUGCCCCGACACCUGCCAUUCCGAGUUCUCGGGCAUGGCCUGCCAGAACCGCUGCGUGGAGGGCUGUGAGUGCGACCCGGGCUUCGUCCUCAGCGGUCUCCAGUGCGUCCCCAGGUCCGAAUGUGGCUGCCUUGACCCCACGGCCGGCUACUUCAAGGUAGGGGAGCGGUGGUUCAAGCCAGGCUGCAGACAGCUCUGCAUCUGUGAGGGCAGCAACAGAACUCGCUGUGUGCAGUGGAGGUGCCAGGCCCAGGAGGUGUGUGGUCGGCAGGAUGGCAUCUACGGCUGCCACGCUCAAGGGUCUGCCACCUGCACUGUCUCGGGGGACCCGCAUUACCUGACAUUCGACGGAGCCCUGCACCACUUCAUGGGCACCUGCACCUACACCCUGACCCGGCCUUGUUGGUUGAGGUCCCCAGAGAAUUACUUCAUCGUGAGCGCCACCAACGAGUUCCGCGGUGGAAACCUGGAGGCCUCCUAUGUCAAAGCCGUCCAAGUGCAGGUCUUCAACCUCAGAAUCUCCAUGAUCAAAGGCCGCAAGGUCGUGCUGGACGGUCGCCGGGUGGCCGUGCCCGUGUGGCCUGCACAAGGCCGGGUGAACGUGAGGUCCAGUGGCUCCUUUAUCCUCCUCUACACGGACUUUGGGCUUCAAGUUCGCUAUGACGGGAACCACCUGGUGGAAGUGACCGUGCCCUCCUCCUACGCCGGCCGGCUCUGCGGGAUGUGCGGGAACUUCAACAACAACAGCCUAGACGACAAUCUGCAGCCUGAUAAAAGGCCUGCAGUCAGCUCCGCGCACCUGGGGGCCUCCUGGAAGCUAAAUGAGUUAUCUGAACCUGGCUGCUUUGCUGCGGGUGGCAAGCCCCCCAGGUGCCUGGGGAAGAAAGUGACGGACGCCUGGAAUAAAAACUGUGAUAUCUUAAUGAACCCUCAGGGACCCUUCUCCCAGUGCCACGGGGUGGUGGCCCCGCACUCCAGCUUCACCAGUUGCGUGUACGGCCAGUGUGGGACCAAGGGCGACGCCUUGACCCUGUGCCGCUCCCUGCAGGCCUACACGUCCCUGUGUGCCCGCGCAGGCCAGGCCCUCGCCUGGCGGAACCCCACCUUCUGCCCUCUGAACUGCCCACUGGGCAGCAGCUACAGCACCUGUGCCAACCCCUGCCCGGCCACCUGCCUCAGCCCGAGUACUCCAUCAUACUGCCCGUCCUCGCUGCCCUGUGCCGAGGGCUGCGAGUGCCAGAAAGGCCACAUCCUGAGUGGGACCUCCUGUGUGCCCCUCAGCCAGUGUGGCUGCACCAGCCAGAGGGGCUCCUACCACCCGGUCGGGGAGAGCUGGUACACGGACAACACCUGCUCCAGGCUCUGCACCUGCUCGGCUCACAACAACAUCUCCUGCCUCCAAACCGCCUGCAAGCCUGGCCAGAUGUGCUGGUCCCAGGAUGGGCUGAUACGGUGCCGGGCGGCAGGGAUGGGAGAGUGCCGCAUCCGCGACACGUCCCACUACGUAAGCUUUGAUGGCAGUUACCAUGUGGUUAGGGGCACCUGCACUUACGUCUUGGUGAAAAUAUGCCACUCCACCAUGGACCAGCCUUUCUUCAAGAUCAGUGGCAAGAAUGGGAAGCGGAAAGACCAACCCCACACUUUCUACCUCCGCCAGGUCCACGUGGACAUCUUUAAUACCCUGGUCACCCUGAAGAAGGACCAAGUGCUGAUCAAUGGCACACAGGUCACCCUCCCGGCGACCACCCAGAUCCGGGGAGUCAAAGUCAUUUCCAGGGACGGCUACACCGUGCUCACCAUCAACAUCGGGGUGCAAGUCAAGUUUGACGGCAGUGGUUUCCUAGAGGUCGAAAUCCCCAAAGCCUAUUAUGAAAAGACCUGCGGCAUGUGCGGGAACUUCAAUGGUGAGGAAGAAGACGAACUAUUGAUGCCUAAUGACGAACUAGCCCUGGAUGACGUCACGUAUGUGGAUAGUUGGCAAGACAAGGAGAUCGACCCAAAUUGCCAAGAAGAUGACAAGAAGACUGAAGCAGAACCUCAGGAGAAGCCAAAUACAAACUGCCGGGCAGCUGACCUGGCAAGAGCCCAGGAGCAAUGCCAGGCGGCUUUUCAGGCUCCAGCCUGGGCGAAGUGUGCCACCCGCGUGAUUCUCAGUCCCUUCUUGCUCAGAUGUACCCACAGCCUCUGUGAGUUUGGAGACCUCAACCAUGCCCUCUGCCAGUCUCUGCAAGCCUUCGGGGCCGCCUGCCAGGCCCAGGGGAUCAAGCCUCCGAUCUGGAGAAACAGCAGCUUCUGCCCUCUGGACUGCUCCGCCCACAGCGUCUACACCACCUGCGUUCCCUCCUGCCCUCCUUCCUGCUGGGACCCAGAAGGCCAGUGCAAAGGCUCCAGAGUUCCCUCCACCUGCGAGGAGGGCUGUGUCUGUGAGCCCGGCUACGUGCUCAGUGGAUGGCAGUGUGUGCCCAGGAGCCAGUGCAGCUGCAGGGACGCCCAGGGCAACUCCCUCCCUGCGGGUAAGUCCUGGUUCUCCAGAGGCUGCUCCAAGAGGUGUGCCUGCAGAGCGGGCGCCGUUCAGUGCUGGCCCUUCACCUGCCCCUCGGGCUCCCGGUGCCAGCCCAACGAGGACGGCAAAGACUACUGCGCACCUGAGAAGUCAGAGCAAUGCACAAUUUAUGGGGACCCCCGUUACCACACAUUUGAUGGCCUCAGCUACCGCUUCCAGGGCCGCAUGACCUACUUUCUGAUCAAGACCUUGGACGUGCUCCCUGAUGGGGUGGAGCCCUUGGUCGUGGAGGGCCGCAACAAGGUGUAUCCGUCCUUCAACCCCAUCUUCCUGCACGAAAUCAUCGUGGUGGUCUACGGCUACACAGUCCAGCUCCAGACGGAACUGGGACUUGUAGUCAACGGUCAGAAGAUGGCCAUCCCCUACGAGCCCAACGACCAGCUGCGGGUCAUCAUGCGAGGCCAUCGCCUGUAUCUGAUCACAGACUUUGAGCUGGUCAUCAGCUUCAAUGGAAAGAACAAUGCAGUGAUCUCCCUGCCCAUCACGUACCGGAGGCUUGUGCGCGGCCUGUGCGGCAACUACGACCAGAACAAGAGGAAUGAUUUUAUGCUGCCCAACGGUGCCCUCACCCAGAACCUCCUUGUCUUUGGCAACAGUUGGGAAGUGAAGAAGACCAAGGGAGGCCUCCCCCGCUUCUCAAGGGAGGUACAAGAGGAGGAAGUGAAAGAAGAAGAGGCGUCAGGCUUUCAUGUGUCAGAAUGCAGCCCAGCGCAGCUGGAGCUCAUCGACCACACACAGGCGUGUAGGGUGCUGGUGGACCCCCAGGGCCCCUUUGCUGCCUGUCACCAGCCUGUGGCCCCAGAACUCUUCCUGGAGCACUGUGUGUCUGAUCUGUGUGCCGCCCGGGACCCCAUAGAGCAGGAGGAGCUGCGUUGCCAGGUCCUCAGCGGGUACGCCAUCAUCUGCCAGGAGGCGGGCGCCGCCCCGGUCGGCUGGCGGGACCACACCCGCUGCGCCUUGCCGUGUCCAGCCAAUACCGUCUAUCAGAGCUGUAUGACACCCUGCCCAGCCUCCUGUGCCACCCUGGCAGCUCCCAGGGACUGCAAGGGCCCCUGUGUGGAGGGCUGUGCCAGCCUCCCAGGCUACAUCUACAGUGGUGCCCAGAGCCUCCCCCUGGCCCACUGCGGCUGCACCAACAAUGGCAUCUACUACCAGCAGGGUGACAGCUUCGUGACCGAGGAUUGCUCCCAGCGCUGCACCUGUGCCAGCUCGGGGGUCCUGCUGUGUGAGCCCCUCAGCUGCAGCCCUGGGGAGAUCUGCACCCUGGGGAACCUCACUCGUGGCUGCUUCCGAGACAGCCCGUGCCUACAGAACCCCUGUCAGAAUGAUGGUCGGUGCCAGGAGCAGGGAACCCACUUCACCUGUGAGUGUGAGCUUGGUUACGGGGGCCACCUCUGCACGGAGCCUCGGGAUGUGCCACCCACCAAAACGCCAGAAGCCUCCAACUUUGUGGUCACCCUGUUGGGAUGGCUGGUGCCUGUGCUGGUCAUAGUGUCAGCAGUGACCGGAGAAUGCAUUUCCAGGAAGAGGAGGAGGGAGAAAAUGCAGAGCCAGACCAGAGGCAAGCUGCCAGAUUUUGCUCCAGAGCAUGCCUUCAAAGUCGCUCAGUUCUGAGUUGUCCACAGAAGAAGGAGACAUAAAAUUAUUUAUUUUUGAGAUGUGAA
Eubalaena glacialis (North Atlantic right whale) is the source of this 6939-nucleotide messenger RNA. It is a transcript of the gene ZAN, whose product is annotated as zonadhesin. Gene Ontology annotation, molecular function: protein binding. The coding region runs from base 101 to 6889 and encodes 2262 amino acids. Gene Ontology annotation, cellular component: membrane. The record is from RefSeq and is a predicted model, not a curated record. Lineage: Eukaryota; Metazoa; Chordata; Mammalia; Artiodactyla; Balaenidae. The transcript is spliced from 41 exons.